Messenger RNA from Cervus elaphus (red deer), 7120 nucleotides. It is a transcript of the gene ILRUN, whose product is annotated as inflammation and lipid regulator with UBA-like and NBR1-like domains. Gene Ontology annotation, biological process: macroautophagy. The coding region runs from base 264 to 1121 and encodes 285 amino acids. Gene Ontology annotation, molecular function: ubiquitin binding. Lineage: Eukaryota; Metazoa; Chordata; Mammalia; Artiodactyla; Cervidae. Gene Ontology annotation, cellular component: phagophore assembly site. The record is from RefSeq and is a predicted model, not a curated record. The transcript has 5 exons.
GAGGAGGCGGAGGCGGCGGCGCAGCUAGAGGCGGCGGCGGCGGAGGCGGCGGCGCCGGGGGGGGUGGGAGGGGGGGGAGCGCGAGAGCGAGUGAGCGGCUGAGAGAGUUUACCCCGAUGAGGCGGUGAGAGGCCCGGGGCCUACCUCAGCGGAGCGGGCUCGCGGCGCCAGCUAGCAGCGGGCCCCCUCCCGGUCCCCGGGCCCGGCGGCGCGGCGGCUGCUUGGUUGUGAGGAGGCGGGGAAGCGAGUGUCCGGCCCCAGCCAUGGAGGGUAUGGACGUGGACCUGGACCCCGAGCUGAUGCAGAAGUUCAGCUGCCUGGGCACCACGGACAAGGACGUGCUCAUCUCCGAGUUUCAGCGAUUGCUCGGCUUCCAGCUCAACCCGGCCGGCUGCGCCUUCUUCCUGGACAUGACCAACUGGAACCUACAAGCAGCAAUUGGCGCCUAUUAUGACUUUGAGAGCCCAAACAUCAGUGUACCCUCCAUGUCCUUUGUUGAAGACGUCACCAUAGGAGAAGGGGAGUCGAUACCUCCUGACACCCAGUUUAUAAAAACGUGGCGGAUCCAGAAUUCUGGGGCAGAGGCCUGGCCUCCAGGGGUUUGUCUUAAAUAUGUCGGGGGAGACCAGUUUGGACAUGUGAACAUGGUGAUGGUGAGAUCGCUAGAGCCCCAAGAGAUUGCAGAUGUCAGCGUCCAGAUGUGCAGCCCCAGCAGAGCAGGAAUGUAUCAGGGACAGUGGCGGAUGUGCACUGCUACAGGACUCUACUAUGGAGAUGUCAUCUGGGUCAUUCUCAGUGUGGAAGUGGGUGGACUUUUAGGAGUCACGCAGCAGCUGUCAUCUUUUGAAACGGAGUUCAACACACAGCCACAUCGCAAGGUAGAAGGAAACUUCAACCCGUUUGCCUCUCCCCAAAAGAACCGACAAUCAGAUGAAAACAACUUAAAAGACCCUGGGGGUUCCGAGUUCGACUCGAUCAGCAAAAUCACAUGGGCUCCUGCUCCUGACCAAACCGAGCAAGAUGAGAAUAGACCCUCAGAGAACUCUGUAAAUCUGUCCCCCAGCAGUCACGCAAACAACUUAUCAGUAGUGACUUACAGUAAGGAAUCUACUGUACCCUAGGAGAUGGCCAUGAGCAAGCUCUCUGUCUGCCAGCAUGUCACCUGGAUUCUAGCACACUUGCUAGUACAUGAUAUCUUGGGGGUUAGAAUUUCAAAUAGUAAAUAGCCUUUUCUGAAGUCUUUAAUGAAAGGGGAAGUCGAACUUAGCCAAUAUCCUUCAUCCCCUUGUAGGAUUUUCAGUAAUACAGUUUCAUUCGCAGUGAUGUUUGAGUUUUAUUCUUUAUGGUGAUUUUCUUGAUCUGUCAGGAGGUAGGUGAAGGCUCUGAAAGCUUAGUCCUAGGGAGCUUGGGAGGAUGGGAGGAUGAAUGACAGAGGAAGAAUGAGGGAUGCAUGAUGGAAGGAAUGGGUGGGUGGGUGGCUAGAGGGAGGAUGGAGAAGGUCCCCAGUAGGAUUGUAGAAGUUAGUUAAGAGCAACAGAAAAACUGUCUUAUUGAGGUAAGUAUAAAAAAUGCUAUACAGGGCUUUUUAAAACACGAGUUCACCAUGCUUAAAACUGAGUUAAGCUUUUAAGCACAACUUUGACGCAGAAGGCUGUGAACUGAGCCUAUCCCAUGAGCAGUUUUCAUGCAUAAAAGUACAUUUGUUUUCUUUUCUUUGGCUGAUUCUCACACUUGUCUUCAGCCACUGCAUCAAAUACAUCUUUGAGAUUUUGAGGACUGUCACAUGAAUGUGGCUUGAACACCAAGGUUAAAGCAUCCACAGAAGUUCCCGUCAUGCUGGUCUGGCCCUGCUGUCCCGCCAGCGAGCCACCUCGAGUGGUCAGCACCUCUUAAGGGAAAGGCCUUGCUUUGUGUGCUCCUGAGAGAGGAGUCCUCACUGCGCUGCCUGUUGCGGCAGUACAGACUUGACUUCUAAUUAACGAGGGACGAAUAGCUUCCAUCAGGGCUUGGUCAGUCUCUGGCCUUCACCAGCCAAGCCAGGCCCGUGACAGGGCCUCCCUGCAGCAGAUCUGCAGUGCAGGAUCAGAACAGAACUUAGUACUAAACUGUGUAUUCAUCUGUGUUUGCAUUCGGGGCACAUAAGCAAUACAAAAGAAGUGCUAGGUGGGCAAAGCGUUGACUACGGCUGGCCCGGGAAGAGAGAGGAGGGCCCAGUGGCGUUAUCUGAUGCUCCAUCAGUACACAGAGCGAGACCAUGCUGUUUCACAGCCGUGCAGCAAACACGCUUGCCUUUUUAUUAACCAGCAUGAACCUUUUUAUUUAUUUAAAUCAAAUCACAAACAAAAUAAAGACAGGUAUGUGAAAGUUUUUGUGUUGUGAUGCUUUGUCUAAACCAGCUCUCAUAUAGAAAGAGUAACCCCAAAAGCCCUCAUAAGACAUCCUUGUUUCAUUAGGAAUUUUAAUCUUUCUUUCUCCCCUGGAAGGUUAAACAGAUGGCUCAGCAAUGCAGAGUAUUCCACGGUUCAUUCAUUCAUUUUACUGACACCUGGGUCUUAACUGUAUGCCAGGCACAAAUAAGUGGCAGAAACAGGUUCUACCAUCUUGAAAGGGUGACUUUCUCUUCUAAUAGCACGAUCUUCCUACUGAUAAACAUCAAUAAGUAUUCCAGCUGAAACAAAACUAGUUUCCUGGGGUUUUUGGUACUCCUUUUUAGAAAAGUUAUUUUGAUUUCUGUGUAAUUUUAGGAAGAAUUUAAAGAUAUUGUAGGUGCCCAUUCACAUAAAAUCAGUGAAAACCAAAUCACUGAUUUUAUCAACCAUUGUGAAAAACAAAUCAUAGAGAUAAUUUUAUUUUUAGUUUUGCUUUGAGCCCAGGCCCACAAGUACUAGAUCUUAAGUUGUCCUUUCAGAAGAUUGUGAUGAAUGAAACUGAGCUUGUCUGUUUAUGUCUACAAGUGUUCUCUUUUAAAAAUAUUUUAGGAGGUUAGCCAAAUUUUGGCUCACAAUGGUUAUUACCUUUCAGAAGCACAGUCCAGCUGGCCUGAGGCCAGAGUCUCUUCCCAGACGCCCACGAGCAGGGAGGCCCCUCUCUCUGUCUUAGCUGGCUAGUGUGGGCCUCGAGCAGUUUAAGGGGACUCACCUGCCCCAUUGCCAGUAGAAUUGAGGUCCCAGGGCUCACAGCCAUGACAGUGUCCAUCGCAAAGCUUAGGGAAGACUGAGGCAAACAGGCAGCACCUCAACACCUGUGGACCUAAAGUCUGCCACUCCUUCGUCAGGAAUGCUUUCUGGUCCCUUCGCAGAUGUGGGGCCUCUCCCAAGAAAUGCAGCCCUUGAAAAGCCAUUUCUGUGCAAGUUGGUCCUGGGGGUUUUUAGACCUGGAGAGGCGGAUAGAGGAGUUCUUCUCUGGGUUUUGUCAUUCACACCCUCUAUUAGUAUGCCUAAAUCCAGCCUUGCUGCUAGUGAUGUGGGGAGAGAUGAAUCCUCAUAGAGAGGAGGGUAACUUGCAUCAAACUCAGUGAGGUUUGUAAUCAUGCUGUGAUGACCUCCUUCUCUGCUUGUUGGAGUUUAACUCUGGGCUCUGUGGUACCAUCUGAUGCAUCCAUCCCUUGAUCUGUUUUCCUUAUUAGUGGCACAGAGGCUGUAGAGGAGAUGUCAGGGACGCCAGGCUAAUGAAAAUAUUUGGCAUUUGCUUUUCCCAGGGGUAACAAGUUGAAGAGCGGCUAGGUCUCGGGAGAGAGGGAACACUUACCUAUAUUACCAAACCCUACUUUUAGACUGGCGUUGGAGACAUUAGCCACCAGAACCUGUUACACGGGGUCUUGGAACUCCAGUGGAACCUGAAAUGUGGAUGGGGCCCUCGUUUCGAAUAUACCUCCAUCCCACUCUUAGGAAAGGCACUUCCUGCUCGGCCUUCUGCCAUUGGACACCCUGGACAAGCUGUUCUUGUAAUCUCUGCCAGGCUUCUCCUCUGUGACUGGGGUUGCAUUGCUGUGUUCUGUGACCCACUUGUGAUGCCUGUAAUCCUGCUUGUGGGGAGUCUAGAUGAUCAAGUAGUGUUGAAAUAGACUCAGCUCCCUCUCUCUUCCUUGAAGCGAUAGUAGUUAAUCUGGGGGGGGGAAGGAAGAUCGAGCUUGUUCUUCAAGCCAUGUUUUUGCACUAAUUAAACGUCAACAACUCCAAUAUGCCAUUCUCUGGAUGAAAGGGAAUUAGGUGGCAUUUUUCUUUCCAAAAGGCACACAGCACCUCAUUCAGUAAAUAGGGGGUCAACGAUAAUUCUUAAUCUAAGCUAGUUAAAUACCACACUGCAUAUUCUAAGGACCAGAGUCUUCAAGUGGAAAUCUGAAAAUGCCUAUAUCUUUACUCCUCUCUCUGCCACUUUAUCUGUAAUUAGGAACGUGCAACCACUCCUUGGCAAAGUCAUCAACUCCCUUCUCCAAACAUUCCAGACAAGUCAAAAGGCUAGUGCUUGCUUUAUAAAGGCCCACAUGAAGUGUGUGAAGCUUCCGUCUAGAAAGUAGUCUAAUUUAGGGUAAAAGGGAAAAAAAAUUCAUGGAGGACGAAAGCGUGUGUGCUUUUCAGGGUUUCUUCUCUCUGUGCAUGCUUUCCUGCACGAAGCCCUUUGAGCCUUGUGUUGGUUCUAAAUCUUAUGGGGAUCUACGCCUUUGUCAUUCUCCUAGGAUUGUUGUUCAUGAGUGAACGUUGUCCGGAAGUACUGAGGGCAGCGUGAUUUAAGCUGCUUUAAUUUCCACCUCUGGGGCGUGUGGCCCUCCAGCCAGGCCCGCACCAUGAGGUCUGAGAGCCCUUAGCUCGUCCUGCCCACACUUGGCCGAGUGGAUGGGUCUGUGACCACCGAGGUAGUGACAGCCUCCACUCGCCUGCUGGCAGCACAGAGAAUUGGGGACUGGCAGACAUGGCAUUUUAACCACCGCCGCUCCGCUCACCAGCUCUGUGCUCUCAGUCAGGUUACUGCCUCACUUCUGUGAGCUUGGAGAGCAUGCUUAGCCCAGUUUAUCUGUGUGAAAAUUCAGGAGAACAUUUUCACCUGCUCCAGCAGCACCCGGCACAUAGCUGAGGCUAUGUCGUUAUUGGCCUGUCUGUCCCCCAUUUUCACUCCUUCGGCAGUACCAUCAGGCAGCUCGAGACCUGUAUCUGAUCUCUUGAGGCUUUUUAUGGGGGAGGAAAUAAAAAGACAGAAAACAAUUUCAGUGUUUUCCACUGGGGGAUAAAAAAACCCCUGAAAACUAAAAACUUGAAUCUCAUGUUCCUUACUCUUGGUAGCUUUGACCUCUGGUCUAAAUAAGCAUGAUCAAAGGACUUUUUUUUUUUUCCUUAGAAUAUUGGUUUUCAGCCUCUUGAGUUAGGUACUUUGAGUCAGCUCCUAGAACCUUAAAUCUGUAAAUUUAAAGGAGCAGUCUGAGAUCCUUUGAGGGGAAGGGACUUUACUCAGGGCCACUUGAAGAGCUAAGCGGAAAAGCCAGGAGCAGAACCCAGAUCUCCUCCUGCUUCUGUGGAACCCGCGGCCCACCGCCUUGGGAACAAGUGCGAGCUAUGCGUCUCGAGCUAACUGCUCCCAGGGAGCCCCCCUCUCUGGGACUUAGGAGGCUGUGAUCAGACGGGUGCAUGACCCGGAUGCGUGUGUCCCCAAAUUGGGUGGCUGUUUAAAAACUUGGUAUAGAGGACUUCCCCAGUAGUCAGGUGGUUAAGGCUCCACCUUUCAAUGCAAGGAGCACAGGUUCAGUCCCUGGUCGGGGAGCUGAGACCCCACAUGCCAUACUGUGUGACCAAAAACAACAACAACAGGAAAAGCUUGGUUUGUAAAGGCCAGUAUUCUCAUGACUCAAAAGGGUCUGAUGCUCCAGGUAGUCGUCUGAGAAAUGCCUGUCUUCUUCUAGUUAUUAAUUCAGUAGUACUUCCUGGGCACCGACAAGUGCCGCUCAGGGACAGGUGUGCUGGAGAGAUGGCAGCAAACAAAAGGGGAUUCUGUCUGAUCAUUGGCAGCCCUGCAAGCAUGCACUUUUUUGCAUUUUUUCCCAAAGGAAAGUGUCCUUUUUUAAAACAAAAUCAGAUUCUAACCAUCCACGUCUUUAACAAGCUAAUGGUCCAAGGGCCCUGCUGCUUCUGAGUCAGCUUGGGGUGUCGGACCUUUUGUGAGGCUCGUUCCCAGUUACCUUUGCCCGCCCAGGUCUUGGCAUUGACCAGGUCUCUUCAAGGUGCACGCUCCAGGGAGUGGUGGAGUGGGGAGGCUCGGGACAUCCUCCAGCGAAUUCAUGCAGCUGUUUUGGGGUUGGCACCUCUUGGUGUCUCAUUCUUAACAUAAGGGAAAAGUGAGACUGUGGUGCUUUCUCCACCAGCCAAGCAGCAGAGAAAACGCCUUUGGGAAUUUGGAACAAACCUCAUCAUCACAUGGCCAGGGAGAGGCAAUGUGAAGAGAAUAAAGAUCAGACCUGGGCUUGGCUCUGGGCUCUGCCCUUUACUACCUACAUGACUUUGAACAAAUCUCCUCAUGUUUGCAGUCAGAUGGGCAUCGGUCAGAUGGGUAUAACAACACUCACCUGGCCUUUGGGGUGAGAGGUAAAGACAAUGUACGCCAAGCCCCUGCUGCCGUGCCUUUCCUAGGUGCCUGCUGGACGGCUACUGUUUCUGCUCCAGUGUCUGUGUGGUUGAUAUAUGUGUGUGUCAUCAGCCCACAGUAGCCUACAUCUGAGGUUAAGGUGCAGAAAGUGGUGUCCGAGGAUCUUUAGCAGAGAUGUAAGGCGUUGUCUAGAUGGAAGGAAGACUUUGUGACCUGGGUGGAGGGAAGUUGGUUCCAGUUGAUGUAGAAGUUGAGAGAUGAGGAGUCUGCCCACCAGCCUCCUCUCUCUUGGAUGUGUUUGAGGGAUGACACUCUGCACCUCGCACUCUGCGAUCUGUGGCCUCCUGAGGAUUUGCGUGGCAAAGUCAGCCCUCGAGCCAUGUUUGUGCCUCGGGGCUUGGCUUCUGGCUCACUGGGAACCGUGGGUUCUUUUACUUGGGUUGGUUGUCUCGUUGUCCCUGCUGUGUCCGCCACCACUGACUGUGUUCACUCUCUUCCAGGGGCUCCACGGGCCUUACCCCUUCGGCCAGUCUUAAACGGGUGUCAGCAA